Plasmodium gonderi is the source of this 2040-nucleotide messenger RNA. Its product is annotated as methionyl-tRNA formyltransferase. NCBI's taxonomy places the organism in Eukaryota, Apicomplexa, Aconoidasida, Haemosporida, Plasmodiidae. The record is from RefSeq and is a predicted model, not a curated record. Gene Ontology annotation, molecular function: methionyl-tRNA formyltransferase activity. The transcript has a single exon. The coding region runs from base 1 to 2040 and encodes 679 amino acids. Gene Ontology annotation, biological process: conversion of methionyl-tRNA to N-formyl-methionyl-tRNA; biosynthetic process.
AUGAAUGUAACGAGCUCUCAUGUUGUGCGAAUAAUUUUCAUUAUAUUUCUAAAAACAUACAUUUGCAAAUUGUGCUAUAUUAACAAAUCCUAUGUUAGUGAUAAAAGACAACCUACUCAAAAUUUUAACAAAAUCAGACAUCAAAUUUAUAUAAAAAGUGUAAAAAAAAGUGCAACAAAAAGGAGAAAUAACGACAAAUUAAAUCUCACAAAAUUAAAUGCCACCAAUGCUCUUUCACCCAAUUGGGGGAAGCGCGAAACGGUAACAGAGACAAAUAUAAAUUCAGAAGAGUUCCUUGAGUCAUUAUGUAACUCAUCUUGUAACUUAUGCAAGCAGGAUGGUACAUUAUUGUUGUACACACGAUGUAGACACUACAAUGAUGGGGAUUACCCCUUUGCAAAAAAAAGAGUUAUCGAUACUGCAAAUGCAUUAAUUGGGUCAAGAUAUUUCGUGAGCAAAUAUCUAUUCUUUAAAAAUGGAAAUGUAGAAUAUCAUAACCACAGUAAGUGGAAUCACAAAAAGCACUCCAAAUCGCAUGUAUCGUCAAACAUUAUCAUACACAACUUGCUUAAAUAUGAAGCUAUAAAACUGCAUUUGCAUAACGUCUACGAAGAAAUAAUUCGUACAAUAGAAAAUACAUUAAUGAAUAAAAUAUUUUAUGUAGACAAUAGGGAAGAGUUUCACAAGAGAAAAAACAUUAUUAUGAAUAUGCUUUACGAAAUUUAUGCAUUAAAAAAUGGGGAAAAUAACAAAAGGAAUAAUAAUCUCCAAAUGGGGAAAAGAAAUAUUCGCAUUCUAUUCAUCGGGAGUAACGAAUUCAGUUUAUUGUGCUUUAAAAUAAUAUUAUUAAUCAUAAAAUAUGUGAGAAAUGAUGUAAUAUUAGAUCAUGUUAUUACAAAAAGUCCUAGAAAAAAGGGAAGAAAUUUACUUGUAAAAAAAUCUCCUGUUGAAGAAGAAGCUGAGAAAUAUGAAAUGAAUAUAUUUUAUUACGACAAGAUAAAAAAUAAUAUACAUUUGUUGAAAAAGAAAAUAUUUGAUUUAUGUAUUUCUAUAUCAUUUGGGGAAUUAUUUAAUAGCAGCUUUUUUAAAAAUAUUCAUUCCAAUAUUUAUACCUUACAUCCAAGUUUACUACCAUUUUACAGAGGCGCAUCUCCUAUUCAAAGAAGUUUACUAAAUAAUGAAUCCAUAUUUGGAUAUUCCAUAUUUUUAACCACAUUGCGUAUUGAUGCAGGUAAAGUUUUAAUGAAAAGACAGUUUGCAUUUGAUCAAAAUUUCAAUUUUAAUGAUAUAAUUACCAUAUUAUUUACAUUCGGUACAUUACACUUGAUGAGGAAUAUUUCCUUCCUCUCCAAUUAUAAAUUAACGAACAAUGAAACAGAAGCACUUAAUGGAAAGACCCACCCUUCUUCCACGUGGUCUACGCAAAACAAUUAUGAUCACUUAAACUUUCAUCAUAUGGAACAUGAAAAAGAAAAUGUCUCUUUACUUAGGAACAAAAUUCAUGAUUUCAUGCAACACACAAAUGCACAACAGGAUCUUAUGAAUUAUUCUUGGCAAAAAAACCACCACAUGUAUUAUAUGCCAUAUAAAAAUAAUACAUAUGCACAGAAAAUAAAAAAUGAAGAAAAAUAUGUCUGUUUUUUUUGCUCUACCGCCCUGCAAAUUCAUAAUAAAGUGAGGGGAUUUAUAAACUGGCCGAAAGUAGAAUGCACCUUUUUCCUUUUUCAGAAUGGCCAUCUUAAGGUGAUGGAAGUGAAAUUAAUUAAAACGUCUUACUCUUCGAUAAGCAAUAGAACUAACGAUUGUAGCAGUAACACAAAUUACUCUCAUCAUGUAUUUAAACAUUUAGGAGCUGUACAGAUGCACAAGUGCUUUGAUGCCACCCCACGCAAAUUUGCAAUUUUUGAUAAAAAAUCCAUAAAUGUUCAAUGCAAGGAUAAUAGCCUACUAAAAAUUUAUACAUUACAGCGGAAAAACAAAAAAAUUAUGGAUUCCUCAUCUUUUUUUAACAGCAUCAACCGCGUCGAUCUACUAUACUAG